GUCAGUACAACAUGUCUAUUUCGACACAAAAUAUUCACCCUCUUAGCCUUUCCGGCGAUGUGGCAAAUAACUUCUCGAACUGGCUGCAACAAUUUAAAAUAUUUUUGAUUGCAGCAAACCUUGAUGAGGCUCCAUCCAAACUGAAAGUGGCCUUGUUUCUUGCCCUGAUUGGACCUCAAGGGCUGGCAGUUUUUAACUCAUUCAAUAAAGACUCAGAUGCAAUCCAAUUUGAGGAGUUGGUCCAACUUUUUAAAGAACAUUUUCUCCCCACAAAAAACUUGACAGUUGAACGUCACAAAUUCUUCACUCGAGUGCAGCAGCCAGGUGAGAGUAUUGAUGACUUUGUCACUGCCUUAAAGACACUGAGUAACUCCUGUGAAUUUGGGUCAUUGACUGAUAGUCUGGUGAAAGAUAUCUUGAUUUGUGGACUCAAUGACAGUCACACUAACAUUGAAGAACGCCUGCUCCAGGAUCUGGACCUUAACCUAGAUAAAGCACUGCAAGUGUGUCGAUCAGUGGUGAUGUCCCAACAGCAUGUCAAAGCCCUCCUGUGCUCUACUUCUGACUUGACAAUUGGAGUAGUGAACAGACGAUUUCUCCGGGACGGAUCAAACCAGUUUCAUCAACCAGCCAACAACUCAGGUUAUGUUCACACUCCCAGUACCUCUGGUAAUGUCAUUCAACAGGCUCAUUCUUCAACCCAACCUUUCCGGUCAGGACAAGUGAAUCAAAGACCAAAUAUGCCGCCCAUUUGUGAUAAGUGUGGCCAGGUGUAUCACUUCAAGUGCCCAGCACUUAAUAAAACAUGUAGUAGGUGUGGUCCUUUGAACCACUUUGCUAAAAUGUGUAGAAGCAAGACAGUGAUGUCAAUUGAAUACCAUCAGUCUCAGCCACAAGAAAAUCAAGUGAAUACUUCUGAUACUUCUUGCUCAGACAGCUCAGGACAACUCUCCCAAUCACAGAUGCACUUCUAGCUCCGACUCUGGCAGGCCAUUCCAAGCACAAGGAACAAUGCCAGCAGCAACAACUGAGAGCUCAACAACAGUUUGGCAAACAUGUAUGCCAGCUACCUCCUCUUUGUGUUGGUGAAUCUGUCUUCUUCAAGCUCACUCCUGACAGCAUCUGGUCCCCUGCUACAGUGGUAUCUAUUGAUGAAAUGCCUAGGUCAUACACAGUGAAGUCAGCCUCUGGACACACUUACAGACGGAAUCGUAAGCACCUUCUGAAUCAGUCAGGUAGGAAAGGCUUGACUCCAUUAGUUGGCACACAUCAUACUGGAUAUCAUAGAGACCAUACAACAAAUGUGGAUGCAACUGGUAAUGUCAGCCAAAAUUUUCCCCCACAACCUAAUAUGUAUUUUUCUGUACCUCUCUGGGGUGAAAAUGAGGACACUACUGGGGAAAUUAACAGUGAGAUUUCAGAUGGUGGCUCAAGUGGGGACUUUAUGGGUUUCCCUGACAAUGUCUGUCAUACUAGUUUACCCGAUCUGUCUUUUUCAU
Molecule: messenger RNA, 1499 nt
Organism: Nilaparvata lugens (brown planthopper)
Lineage: Eukaryota; Metazoa; Arthropoda; Insecta; Hemiptera; Delphacidae
Exons: 2
Coding region: 12-974 (320 amino acids)
Source: RefSeq, a predicted model, not a curated record